Messenger RNA from Penicillium manginii, 480 nucleotides. RefSeq lists its product as uncharacterized. Lineage: Eukaryota; Fungi; Ascomycota; Eurotiomycetes; Eurotiales; Aspergillaceae. The coding region runs from base 1 to 480 and encodes 159 amino acids. The transcript has a single exon. The record is from RefSeq and is a predicted model, not a curated record.
AUGUCAGCGGAUCGGAAUUUGGGAUACGCAAUAUGCCUUCUGGCAUUAGUCACCAAAGGUUCACCGGGCUCCGAAGAAGCAGCACAGUUCACGCAAGCAAUCGAUAGCGAUGCGAACUCACCUCAUGACUCCGUCGACGAUGAUUCAGACGAUCUAGAUGAUUUAGCAAUGCUAAGUCCCGAUGCAGACCCGGAAGAUAAUCUCACAGAAAUGGGGAAUCAAUUUCUUGACCGGCUUGCAGAGAUACUAGCUCGGUUCAAAGCCAAACCCGGCACCAAGUCAAAGCAGAAUGUGAAUGCGAAACAUGUCUGCGCAACUAUGAUGGUCCGUUAUAAGACGGAGAAUUGUGUCAAGAUAUUUUGUGCCAAGAACGAGGGGCUUGAUCGGGAAGAUGAACUAUUUUUAGAGGAUUGGAGGUCCCUCAUGGAAGAUGUUUCAAGAAAAGGUUCGUUUCAGAUCCCAUCAAGUAUUUUAUCAUAA